AUGGCGAACAACGUCGGCAAAGCCGACACUGGCAUCGAGGUCGACCAAGGCUAUAUUGCUCGGCCUACAAUGACUACAAAUCCUUCGGCAGCAGCUUCCGACCAGAUCGAAAAGGACGACGCCGCCUCUCUGUCCAAGAUUGGAUCUCAAGCCACCGGCACCGACUUUGGGUCGCCCGCACACCCACCUAUCACCGAUGCUGCUCUCCAGCAAGUUCGUUUACGACGUGCUUUGAGCGAGCGUACCAUUCAGAUGAUUGCCCUCGCAGGUACCAUCGGUACGGGUCUCUUCCUCGGCUCGGGCAAAGCGCUCGCCACAUCCGGUCCGCUCUCCAUCCUCAUCUCCUACUCGCUCGUUGGUGUCAUCGUCUACCUCACCAUGGUCGCCAUGGGCGAGAUGUCCACCUUCAUGCCCUCGUCGGGUGCCUUCAACCUCUUCACUACUAGAUACGUCUCAUCGGCAACCGGACUAGCACUCGCAUGGAACUAUGCUUUCAACGAUGCUAUCAGCGUCGCCUCUGAUUUGACAGCUUGUCAGAUCCUUCUCAAGUUCUGGACCGACUCGUUCCCGGGCUGGGCCCUGUCUCUCAUUCUCCUCGCCUUCCUUAUCGCUGUCAAUGUUAUCUCGGUGCGUGGCUACGCCGAGCUCGAGUAUAUUCUUUCUCUUCUCAAGAUCAGCACCAUCAUCGUCUUCAUCAUUGUUGGUAUUGUGGUCAAUGCCGGCGUCAACGACACAAACUCCUAUCUCGGUUUCAGGUACUGGACCAUCGGGGAUGCUCCCUUCGUGGGUGGAUUCGGAGGUUGGGUUUCAUCCUUUGUUACUGCCUCCUUUGCAUUUGGCGGAACUGAAUCGCUUUCUAUUACUGCCGGCGAGACACGCAAUCCCGCCAAGACAAUUCCAAAGACGAUCCGCAACGUCUUCUGGCGCAUCAUCAUCUUCUACGUCCUCGCCCUCUUUAUCAUCGGUAUCGACAUUCCUUACGACACGCCCGGUCUCAAGUCUAAGAAUGCAGCCGUGUCUCCCUUCACACUCGUCUUCAAGCAGCUCGGCUCACCCGGUGCCGCUAGCUUCAUGAACGCGGUCGUAAUGACCAGCGCCAUCUCGGCCGGAAACCAUGCCCUUUACGCCGGAACUAGAGUCCUGCAGAACAUGGCUGUCAAUGGCCAAGCUCCAAAGUUCCUCGCUACUGUUUCCAAGAGCAGUCGUGUGCCGUGGGUUGCCUUGUUGUGCACCGCGAGCGUCUCUGGUCUAUGCUUCGGGUCCAGCUACAUUGGCGCGGGCGAUCUCUGGAGCUGGUUGCAGAAUCUUGUUGGUGUCAGCAAUCAGAUCUCGUGGGCUUGCAUCGGUCUUUCCUCUAUCCGCUUCCACAAGGCCAUCGUCAAGCAAGGCAAGCAGUCGUCACUCGUCUACAAGAAUUGGACGCAGCCGUGGGGGCCGUAUGUGGUGGUCAUUGGUUCCGUCCUAAUGAUCCUCGUCCAGGGUUGGAGUUGCUUCAAGCCGUUCAGCGUCUCGGACUUCUUCUCGUACUACGUCGAAAUUGGCCUCUUUGCCGUCCUGUUUGUUGGGUGGAAGCUGUGGAAGAAGUCCAAGCUGAUCCCGAUCGAGGAGAUCGAUCUGUACACAGACACAGUGCAGUAUGAGAAGGACCUCAGGAGGAAGAGGAGGGAUCUGAUCCGAGAGGGUGCGGGAGAAAAGCUACCCGUGCUGCUCGAGGACGAAGAAGAGCAGGAGGAGGAGGACGCCGAAGAGGAACGCGAGGACGACGCAGAGCGCGCCGAGCAAGGCAGGAAGCAGCAGCUCAGAGCAUUUGCCAGCAGAGCAUCUCAAUAUUUGUGCUUCUGA
This is a messenger RNA of Sporisorium graminicola, 1842 nucleotides long. RefSeq lists its product as uncharacterized. Lineage: Eukaryota; Fungi; Basidiomycota; Ustilaginomycetes; Ustilaginales; Ustilaginaceae. Gene Ontology annotation, cellular component: membrane. The record is from RefSeq and is a predicted model, not a curated record. The transcript has a single exon. Gene Ontology annotation, molecular function: amino acid transmembrane transporter activity. The coding region runs from base 1 to 1842 and encodes 613 amino acids. Gene Ontology annotation, biological process: amino acid transmembrane transport.